Molecule: messenger RNA, 5243 nt
Organism: Dermacentor andersoni
Lineage: Eukaryota; Metazoa; Arthropoda; Arachnida; Ixodida; Ixodidae
Product: NADH-cytochrome b5 reductase 3
Cellular component (GO): mitochondrion
Molecular function (GO): FAD binding; oxidoreductase activity
Source: RefSeq, a predicted model, not a curated record
CAAGGCUACAGGGAGGUCGCCUCGGUCGUGCUGGAAAACGAAACCUAAGUAACGAGGUCCGACGAGGCGCCGUAAAAGCGCACGACUCCUGUGGAACCAUGCGUGGCCGUACGUAAUCACGCAGCCGGGUGUUCUAAGCGCCAAGCUUUUUGGAGUCAAGGCUGGAAAUUUUAAGCGUCUUGCACCGUCGAGAGCUGCUUUUCUCGCUGCAAACGUCUGUGGUCAUUCCCGUUGAGAACACGGCGCUGCGUUCGCCGCGAGGUUGCUAGGUGUCGAGCCGACCAAAAUCUCUGUCGUUCGAGGAAGCCGGUGCCUGUGUUCCCCCUCUCCGCUAAACUCAUUCAAACAGGUGCCGAUAAGAAGCACAAGCUCAGCGCUCUCCCUUCGUUUCGAGUGAGAGCGCGUAAAAAAAAAUAAUAAACAGUGGGAGAGAGGGGCUCUAGCACAUCUGGUCGGCUGGUCCAUGAGCGCGACGCGCAUCAGAAACAUGUCGCUUCUCAUUGUGCUAAGCGGUAUCGGCGCGGCCGUCGCCGCCGCGCUGCUGUACCGGUACCUGAACCGUCGGUACCGACCGCCCGUGCUUCUGGAAGACCCCGAGACCAAGUACACGGUCGCUAUGAUCGAGCGGGAGGAGAUCAGCCACGACACUCGGCGAUUCCGCUUCGCUCUGCCUUCGGCCGAGCACGUCCUGGGACUGCCCACCGGCCAGCACAUCUACUUGGUGGCCACCGUUAACGGUCAGCUGGUGCCUCGGCCGUACACGCCCGUGACGAGCGACAAGCACCAGGGCUACUUCGACCUGGUCGUCAAGGUCUAUUUCCGCAACGUGCACCCAAAGUUCCCCGAAGGAGGCAAGAUGUCGCAGCACCUCGAGAGUAUGAGCGUCGGCGACACCAUUCAAGUUCGUGGUCCUUCGGGGCUGAUACGGUACGAAGGCAGAGGCAAGUUCGCCAUUAAGCCCGACAAGAAGUCACCGCCCCAUCCAUAUCAGGCGUCGGAGAUCGGCAUGAUCGCCGGUGGGACGGGCAUCACCCCCAUGCUUCAGAUCAUCCGGCAGGUGUUCAGCGACCCUGCAGACAAGACCAACUGCUCGCUUAUCUUUGCCAACCAGACGGAGGAUGACAUCCUGCUGCGGCCCGAGCUGGAAGAGGUGCUCCGGCAGAACCCCGACCGCUUCCGUCUCUACCUGACGGUGGAUCGGCCCAAGGAAGGCUGGACACAGGGCGUCGGCUUUGUCAGUGCCGACAUGAUUGAGCAGAACCUGCCAGCCCCAUCCGAUAACUCGGUCAUCCUCAUGUGUGGUCCGCCACCCAUGAUCAACUUUGCCUGCAAGCCUAACCUGGAGAAACUCGGCUACAGCCCCAAGCGGUGCUUUGCCUACUAAGCACCGAUUGUGACGAUAUGGGGGAAGGGGGGGAUGUUGUUUCUAGUUUAAAAUAGCGGAUCCUGUUGCACCUUGUUCUGUCUGCCAUAGUUCAUAGGUUGGUACCCGGCGUUCGAUAAAAGACAAGACCUCCAUUAGGAUAGAACGUGCAAGAUCUAUAGGUUCUACUACGUUCACAAGGAAGGGUACUCUGUCAUACCACUUAUGUGUAAAGAAGAGAAAUUUUCAGAACAGUUCGUUUGAAUUAUAAUCACUGUAUUGCCAGCAAUUAGUGUAGCCCCGAAAUAGUUUAAAAUGUGCUUUUUACAAUGAACGGUAGUAUUGUUUCUCAGUGACCUAUUUGACAGUCUUGGUUUCUUUGCACCCAGUUCUCUUGGGUUGCUGGCCAGCCUGCUAAAACUGCAUACUAACCUUGAUGUCUGAUUGAGCUUUGUUUUUCUGUGUACGUAUAAGACCUGUGCGCUUCACAACCUUGAAGCGAGCUCUCUUUGCUGCCCCUGGCUCGCAAGAAAUUCUACGUGGCCUUCCAUGUACGUUAAAUGUUAAAAAUACAUACAUAGAUGUUAUACCCCUGGAAAGGAGAAGACAUUCCAAACACAGGCUUCAGGUAUUCCUGCUGAAAUUGCUCAGCAUCAUGAACCUUUCAGAACUGUCAUUCGUCAAAGAAACAGUUGCAUGUUUAACUCCUGUACAACAGGUUCUUGGGGUGAUACAGUGCUUUGGGGAUAAGGGAGAUGUGAGGACAUCACUGGGAGAGAGACAGCAGGGCAGCCCCGGGCGCAGAGCAAACAUUUAUUGGCUGGUAUUGAUUAAUAUUGAGACCGUUACACACAGUCAUACACAGGAACUGUAGUGGAUGUAGGUGGGUCCACCAUGCAUUUGUAUGCAAACACACAUACACAGUCAGAGAGAGAAAAAAAUAAUGGCAAACGAUUUCAGGUGAGUGCAGAUGGCGCCACCAUACACACAAGACCCCUGGUGUUGACCUUAGCAGUCUUUGCGAUCAUGCUGUUUAUCGGCUACUAAGUCUUACAGUAAGGCAGUCACAGAUCCUUCAUCUGAAUGUUACUUGUGCCUCCCACAUAUAACAUCAUCUGGUAAUAUACCUGCGUCUUACUGGUAACUGUAACGUAGUUUAGUUUCAACUGAGCAAUUUACGAAGGCCGUUAAGGUAGUUGUUGAAACGUAUGUGUGAUUGGUAUGUAUUGUUAGAACAGUUUUCAGGCCUGUCAGCAUCGUUAUGUACUCUUCAGAAGACUUUGCUUGGGUUAGAAUGUUGCGUGAAAAACAACAUGGUGCGUUCAGCUUGCACGGAGUCUUGUUGGGAGUUAUUUUGUUUUUGCAAACUUUAGUGCAUGGUAUUUAUUACAUAUUUAUCGCAUGGAUUUGUUGCUCAACAUUGAUCAGCAUCUCUGUUCUAUUACCCUGGUACUUGGCAGUUUGGUGCUUGUAUUCUUCAUAGGCCAUUAGGCCAAAGCAGAAAAACAAGGCUGACGUCCUCUAUUGCAUUUUUGUGUGCUGCUACCAUAGCAUAGUUUACUGAAGCCUAUUUGUUAGGCUACAGGCUAAUGCAGCUGUAGUUUACUUAUGGGCUACAUGUUGUUUAAGGGCCGGAAGCUUGCUGUAGGCUUAUAAAUUUGUAUUUUCUUCAAGUGGGUACCUUUGAUGUCUUGAAGGGACACAUUGUGUAUUAAUUCUCUAAUUGCUCUCAGGUUUGCCGAUAGCCUGAACAGAUUUGUGCAGCACUGACGGAAGUGUUUUUUUUUUCCUCCUUUUUGAUUUAGAAAAUCUGAAUAUGUGUUGAAAACAAACGAGAGACUGCCAUUCUUCUUCUGAGGUUUGUCUGCUCGACAAUUGUUGCCAUGUGAUUAACCAUUGGUUUUACAACGGGCUGUGAUAAUUACUGCCUUUUGGUUAGGCAUUCUCACAAAGCUGGCCUCUUUUUAGCUUAUAUGCAUCUUUUGUUUCAUUGCAUGUAAUAUUUUUGUCUUUAUUUUCUGCUGUAACUGCCCACACUGGAGAAAGCAGCUCGUCUACGUUCAUCUUGCUCAGCUUACAAUGUCGUUUUUUUGUAUUUGAUUUUCUUAAAUGCUGUUGUAACCUACAUAUCGCCUUCAUCUUACUGCAGUACUUACAUCUACCCACAGUCGUUUGUGUAUCAAGGCACAAUUCAGGAGUGCCCACAGUGUACCUUUGCACUCUUCACUUCUGUUUUGUUCCUUGACAUGAUGUCAGGGCGUGGCUUUCAAGUAUAUGCUACUAUUUCAAGAGGCAGUGGACGGCGAGCGUGUAUUCACUGCACAUAAAAUGCUAUCACGUAGAAUGUCUUUGUGCAGGUAGAGCUUCAGUUAGCCUUCUGUGCUUGACAGAAGGUUUUGCCUGAAACUGGGUGGGCUGGUAUGGUAGCCCGGUUAUGUAAUUGGGAGUAUGAUGGAAUACCAUCUAGUCGGGUAAAAGCAUCGAUAGUAGAACUGGUGACCGGGCGAUGUAAAAAAAAAAGGACUUAUCGAGAUCUCUGCAAAUUUUAAAACACAAAUUAUUGUUUUUAUUUACACUGGUCAGGGGCCAUUCCUACCAAUGAUUAAACAACACAUAACAUGUGGGAUUAAACGCGGACUACAAAAUAGGAUUUGUGCGACUUGCAAUAUAGUGCGCAAGCGAAACAGGAGACAGUGAGUCAGGGACAUGAAAACCUGAGCAGGAACUAAAUAUGAGUGCACUUGUGUACAACAUAGGAGUCUUAUCACGAGUGCUGUUCUGCAGCUUAAUAGCACGGGCAAACCAUAUUCUUGUUAGUCACGAUGGCAGAGGGGUUUACUAGUGCUAGGUGGUCAAUUUACGUGUGCUACAACUUUCUUUAUUUGCAAAGUUGUUGAACGUGCUGUGCACCCUGUGCAGGCGGUGUCUUUUCGACUUGUUUCUCAAAUAGCUGUACCUUCUGUGCACUCGUUUAGUGUUCACUUCCACUGCUCAAGCCUUCUCUUAUGGGUACGUGCACGAGAAAACCAGACUCUGAUCAUUAAUCAGCUGUCCGUACCCUUAAACAGUUUCAGGGCACACACUUGCCAAUUGUCUCGUACCUGUGGUUUCAAACGACAUAGUGACGCCUGACGAGGUGCGCAUACCUGCUUGAGCAUUUUUUAUCUUGCCAGAGGCGGGUGGGGCCAUUGCAGAUGUGAUCAAAAUGUUUAAUGUUAACAAAGCAUGCUGUCCAUCUUUUAAAUGAAGUUUUUCUGGCUGCAAUGUUUCAGUAGAUUUAGGUCUGCGUAUAUUUCAUGCUUACCAUAUUGGCCAUAUUAUUUCAAUAAAUUGAAACGAGCAAAUAUUUUAACCGGGUAGUUAGUUUACGGGUAGUUAAAACUACCCGUAAAGAUUAAAUUUUUCCAGUAAGCUCCCAAAUUUUGUGACGAAUAGCGACUUUUUCGUAGAACCAACCGUAUUUGGUUCCAUCGAUUGCCAUUGCCUUUUGUAUACAUACACUAUGUAAUGUCGCAAUUUGUUUAUAUUAUUUCAGUCGCCUUGGUUUGUCGAUGUUUCGACUUCUACUUAGUUCCCCAUUCUUUGAUUUGCUUGUUAUACAGAGGGUAGGCGUGCUUCAAACUAGAUGUACACGAGUGCGCAAGCUGUACAGAGACAUAUUUUUGUGGAUUGUUUGUUGACGCAUAUGCAAGCGAGUGGACUGCAGGUAUCCUGACUGCUGUGAAAGCUGGCCACGGCUAACUGCAGUCUAACUUAUUUUCGAGAGAAGGAAAUGUGUAGCUUGCCGUAGACCAAAACAUUUUGCGCCUCGGUAUCUUUCCAAGUGUGAAGGUUUUCGUAGUUGUAGUAAAUAAAUAAAAAAAAAACAAUUGCUUCAUUC